Molecule: messenger RNA, 654 nt
Organism: Mesocricetus auratus (golden hamster)
Lineage: Eukaryota; Metazoa; Chordata; Mammalia; Rodentia; Cricetidae
Product: protein FRG2-like
Exons: 3
Coding region: 1-654 (217 amino acids)
Source: RefSeq, a predicted model, not a curated record
AUGGGCAGGGAAUCAGGAAGCCGUGACCCCGCAGACCCUUGCUGCCCUCCCUCCAACAUAGAUACAGAAAAACAGAUCAUCUUUGAAAGGACAUCAGGUGAUGAGAAGCAACCAGCAGAAAAGGGGGAGAAACUGGCUGCCCAUUGCAGGAAAACCUCGGAACAGGGCACAGGAUCAGAGCCAAAUGAAAAUGAGGAGAAGCCCAGGAAUUCAGAGAUGGAUUCCAGACAGCAGGGUGAUGGAUCAGGAAAUGAGGAGGCCUCUCACUUGGAAAAGAGACUAAGGACCACAGCAAACGAAGGGGAGUUCAAAGCCAAUGGCCACCAAGAAAUCGCCCGCCCAGAAGCUCAGCACAGUGGCCCACCACCACUUCGGAAGAGCCUGGUACGCUUCCUUCAGGCUAUGUCCGAGGCGGUUUAUGGAGACAUAGUGCAGGUGCAGGCCCAGUACCGUCAUUCCCCGCUCUCCCAGGAGCAGCUCUCUCUGCUCACACAGCUCUCGGGGGCUCUGAGUGCCAUGGGUCAGACUUUCUACAGCAUGGGCACCCAGGCUGCCUAUGGCUUCCCUGCUGCCGGCUGGCUUGUCCCACUCCAAAACUCUGACUCUAUGGAGCCGUCUGGGAGUGAAUCUCAGAGAUCUUCAUCAGAAGGAUGA